AUGCGCAUGCGGGUGCUGCCGGCGUUCACCUUCAGCUCCAGCACCGCCGCCGCCCCGCCGCCGCCGACUUCGGAUCCUCCUCCUCCUCCUCCUCCUCCUCCUCCGGCGGCAGCACCGGCGGCCUACGCGGUGUACCUCAACAUCUACGACAUCUCCCCCAUCAACAACUACCUCUACUGGUUCGGCCUCGGCAUCUUCCACUCCGCCGUCCAAGUGCAUGGUAUGGAGUUUGGGUAUGGAGCCCACGAAUACGCGACCAGCGGAGUGUUCCAAGUAGAACCGAAAAGCUGUCCUGGCUUUAUCUUCAGGCGCUCCGUGUGUAUGGGCACCACCAAUAUGUCCCGGGCUGAAGUCCGCGCUUUCCUAGAGGAUCUUGCGGAGGAUUAUCAUGGGGACACCUAUCACUUGAUUGUCAAGAACUGUAACCAUUUCACUGCUGACGUCUGUAAGCGUUUGACCGGAAAGCCAACUCCUGGAUGGGUGAAUCGACUGGCCAGAUUAGGUUCCGUCUGCAACUGUGUCCUGCCUGAAAACAUCAAGGUUUCAGCGGUCAGAGAUGAAACUGCACACCUUGAAUUUUCUGAUGAUGAUUUGGAGUCGGACACAUCGAUCAUCGACAGCGACAUCGGUGAUCUAGAUCACCUCCUCACAACAUCAAACAGCGACGUCGUACCCCCGAAAGACAAGACGUUAACUCCUGGAAGGGAUAGCUUGUAA
This is a messenger RNA of Triticum turgidum subsp. durum (durum wheat), 717 nucleotides long. NCBI's taxonomy places the organism in Eukaryota, Viridiplantae, Streptophyta, Magnoliopsida, Poales, Poaceae. The record is from the annotation of a GenBank genome assembly.